Molecule: messenger RNA, 5759 nt
Organism: Castor canadensis (American beaver)
Lineage: Eukaryota; Metazoa; Chordata; Mammalia; Rodentia; Castoridae
Gene: Ccdc6
Product: coiled-coil domain containing 6
Source: RefSeq, a predicted model, not a curated record
AAUACUACCCGAGCCCGGGCGGGGUCUCUGUUCUCUGGCAGAGGAGGUCCCUUGGCAGCGGGAAGCUCCCUCUCUUUCUCUUGCCGCCGCUCCGAGUCUGCGCCCUGCUGCCAGGCGCCCAGCUCGGCGCUCCCCAGUGCUCGCCCGGCGCCCACUCAUUCGCAGCCCAGCCUUCGCCGCCGCCGCCUCCCUGCUCCUCCUCCUCCUCCUCCUCCUUUCCCCAGCCCGCCGCGGCCAUGGCGGACAGCGCCAGCGAGAGCGACACGGACGGGGCGGGGGGCAACAGCAGCAGUUCGGCCGCCAUGCAGUCGUCCUGCUCGUCGACCUCGGGCGGCGGCAGUGGCGGUGGCAGCGGGGGAGGCGGCGGCGGUGGGAAGUCGGGGGGCAUUGUCAUCUCGCCGUUCCGCCUGGAGGAGCUCACCAACCGCCUGGCCUCGCUGCAGCAGGAGAACAAGGUGCUGAGGAUCGAGCUGGAGACCUACAAACUCAAGUGCAAGGCGCUGCAGGAGGAGAACCGCGACCUGCGCAAAGCCAGCGUGACCAUCCAAGCCAGGGCUGAGCAGGAAGAAGAAUUCAUCAGCAACACUUUAUUCAAGAAAAUUCAGGCUUUGCAGAAGGAGAAAGAAACACUUGCUGUAAAUUAUGAGAAGGAAGAAGAGUUUCUCACUAAUGAGCUCUCCAGAAAAUUGAUGCAGUUGCAACAUGAGAAAGCUGAACUGGAACAGCACCUAGAACAGGAGCAGGAAUUCCAGGUCAACAAACUGAUGAAGAAAAUCAAAAAGCUGGAGAAUGACACCAUUUCUAAGCAACUUACAUUAGAGCAGUUGAGACGGGAGAAGAUUGACCUUGAGAAUACAUUGGAACAAGAACAAGAAGCAUUAGUUAAUCGUCUCUGGAAAAGGAUGGAUAAGCUUGAAGCUGAAAAGCGAAUCCUGCAGGAGAAAUUAGACCAGCCCGUCUCUGCUCCACCAUCGCCUAGAGAUAUCUCCAUGGAGAUUGAUUCUCCAGAAAACAUGAUGCGCCACAUAAGGUUUUUGAAGAACGAAGUGGAACGGCUGAAGAAGCAACUGAGAGCUGCUCAGCUACAGCAUUCAGAGAAAAUGGCCCAGUAUUUGGAAGAGGAACGUCACAUGAGGGAAGAGAACCUGAGGCUGCAAAGAAAGCUGCAGAGAGAAAUGGAGAGAAGAGAAGCCCUCUGUCGACAGCUCUCGGAGAGCGAGUCCAGCCUGGAGAUGGAUGAUGAAAGAUAUUUUAAUGAGAUGUCUGCACAAGGAUUAAGACCUCGCACUGUGUCCAGCCCAAUCCCUUACACACCUUCUCCAAGUUCAAGCAGGCCUAUAUCACCUGGUCUAUCAUAUGCAAGUCACACAGUUGGUUUCACGCCACCAACUUCAUUGACUCGAGCUGGAAUGUCGUAUUACAAUUCCCCAGGUCUUCAUGUGCAGCAUAUGGGAACGUCCCACGGUAUCACAAGGCCUUCACCAAGGAGAAGCAACAGUCCUGACAAAUUCAAACGGCCCACGCCACCUCCGUCUCCCAACACACAGACCCCAGUCCAGCCACCACCGCCUCCACCUCCACCACCCAUGCAACCUGCAGUCUCCUCGGCAGCCACCUCGCAGCCCACCCCUUCGCAACAUUCGGUGCACCCCUCCUCCCAGCCUUAAUGCAUGUGCUUAGUCUGAAUUUCAAGUUGGGACUCAUCCAAUGGAGCCGUCUACUCAACGCCAAAGGCUUCCUUCCCUGGCAUAUUUGGAUCUGACUUAUUUGCACUGAGGUUAUCUAGGCUUCACUAUUCAUUGUGUUGUAAAUGUUUGUUGGAAACGCAGCCAGUGUUGUGGGUCAGCAACACUAACCAGACGACUUAUCCCAUCAGUGUUUUACUUGAAUCUACAUGUAUGUCCAUUCCCUGGCUGGAACAUUUGCUAUUUGGUAUUUGGUAGUACAGCAGCAGUGUGCAAUUUUUGCUUGGCCCCAGAGCUUCAUUUUCUUGGUUUUUAGGUUUGUAAAAUAAAAAGGGAUAUCUUUUUUAUAUUUUUUUCCAUGAAUUUGCAGAAAAUUAUUGAGCUGUUUUAUCCCCCUUCUCCAAUUACAGUGGUGUUUACCAAACAUACCAAGAUUUCAGCACUACAAUUCAGACCUUUGAAAAUCUAACUUUCAGUGUAGAAUGGGAAGUUGGAUGAAUCAGUGUCCAAAAUAUAUAUACCAUUUAAUAGAGCUUUCUACAGAUACACUUUUUACAGGUUAUUUUUAGUGUAAAUUGACAUCCAUGUCUCUGGUAAAACAGGUAGCCUAAAGUAAUGAAUCACAUGGCUGUCUCUUCUCCACAUACAUGGGAUGGAUAACUACUGCGUAUUAAGAUGUGAUUCUUCCUUUUAUCCUAAUGUUAGUCCAUCUAAACUGGCUCCUCUAACAUAAGUUGGUAAAUGUUCCACUACCAGUGGUUUCGAUGGCUGAUUUAGAAUGUGCUCUUCGAUUUCUGCAGAGGGCAGCGUGAUUUUAACAGAACCAGUGUGAUUUCUCCUUCCAGUCUUUAUUCAUGUUCUCCUGAAAUAGAGUUCGAACAAACAUUUUAAAGGUGCAAAAUGCUAUUAGAUGAUACAAUUUGAAGUAGACAUUAUACUUUGGCAUAAUGGCCACAGAAUACUGUAUUGCUUGGCAGAAAAGAAGUGUAGAGGAAAGUAGUACAUUAGUAUUGAUGACUGCUUAUUUUGCCCAGUAUAAGGAAGUGCAGUGUACAAAGAAGUAUAUUCUGAAUACAUUAUUUCCAUUCAUUUAGCACAAGUAAAUCCUUUGGUUUCACUCUGGAGUGGAACACUGUGAGUCACUCUUUUCUUAAUACUUGCAACAUCUUUUUGUUUUUCAGUAGUUACUGUUUUGUACUUUGGUAGUAAAGUGAUUUUUACCACCUGUGUUUGCAUAUUUAUAUAUGCUGUGGAUGAAAAUAACUUACUAGAGAAUGUAUAUUUUAUGAUGAGAACAUGUAUCUGUUGGAUAUAAUCAGAGAACUGAAAAUUAAUUUAUCAGUAAUUUUUAAGAGUUCAUGUUUUUGUGACAACCAUCUCUAAUAGCUAACUCCUUAUUGAACACACUCCUAAAAAUAAGGAACCAUGACAUUGUAGAUAUUUAAUAUUGUAUAGUAUAGAAACCUCCAUUUUUGCCUUCGAAUGCAUAUUUAAGAGUUAACAGAAUGAAAAAAAAAGUGUUAUUGGAUAAUAGUGUUUGACUAGCAUUUUAAAAACUUGAGAGUAAAAGCAACAAUAGGAUUUUUUCACCUCUUCUUCCUCCAUCCCCAAACUGAGAACAUCAUCCUCAAUUACUAGAAAGAAAUUAUCAAUCUAUAAACAUUUUAUUUAUAAUGUGUAUGUAAUAUACAUAAUCAUAGUGCAGUUCUCACACAUGAGGAAGAAGUUUGGCAUUUAUUAUUGGGCUUUAGGUUUUCAAUAUCACACUGGGCCAUGUCAAACCUGGGGAUUUCUCCAACUGCUCACUGACCUCCUGGUACAUUAUCGUUCCGAGGAAUUCUGAGACUAGGCAAACAAGUUUUGCCUUCACGGUACAGUUCUUGGUUUUUCUUAUAAGAGAAAUAUGGUAUAUGUUUACAAGAAUCUUUUAUGAGAUUGUAGAUUUCAGUGCUGUUGGACUGUGUCUUGUACUCACACAAGAAAGUCCACAAUGUAAUGAUCUUCCCUCAGUUUUCUGUCAAUUUUGUUACCUCCUGAAAGCACAAGAGUUAAAACAUUGCCAUAUGGUGAAUGAAGAAGCACUUGGAGUGAGCAGACAGUUCCUGAUAAAUGCCUUUUAGAGAUAGGUUCUUGACAUUCAGACUUCUGCAGAAAUGCACUGCUGGUUCCCCUAGACUCAUCAUUUCACUUCAAGAUAAAACACAGCUCCUUGCACAGCACUUUUUCAACAUAAAUCUAGUUGCCUCUCCCUGCAGAUGUUUAGAACUGAUAGAACAAACACUACUAUUUUGAAUUUUUUGAUGUUUCAUGUCAUUUUAAAGGGUUUCAUGACCCCAGGUAGAGCCUGCAAUGCUUGGGCAGUACCUCGUAGGACAAUUUCUUGGCAAUUUCUUAGCCACCAAGGACUGGUUAGAGCCCACAGAGGUAGGACCCCCCUCGCUCAUGGGAAACUGACUUACCUAGGUUGGACUCUUCUCAUGGGGGCUGAAUUUGGUACCUGACAUUCUGUUUCCUACUCCCCCAGGCUAACCCUGGAUUGAUCCCUGAAGGUCUUUGUAAAAUGAGUAGCCAUCCUGCAGGCAGGUGAGAGCAACAGUAGCUCAGUAGCUUCAUUUCCUGUCUUGCUGACAGAGACCCUUGGCUACCACUGUGCUGCUAAUAGGAUAAAAGUACUCUGUUGCCAGAUUACCAUGCCUUUAAACAAAACCAAAUUUCCUUCCUAAUACCUGAUGCCUCUGGGCUCUGAACUGCUUUCUCUCAUCAAGCAUGCUGGCAUUCUAGAGGGAAUUCUAGAAAUUCGGCAGGUGAUGGAAAUUAAACUUACUCCUUUGUUGAUUGGAAGGAGUUUUAAAUUUUGAGCUCCUGAGAUACUGGCUAGCAACCAUGGAAUGAAGGUGUGACCAGAAUGUGGCUUUGACACCAAGUGCUGCUGUGCCUUUGUAAUUGGCUUCUGACUGAUUUGACCAGAAAUAAUUGAUAAUGUGAAUUUUUGUUGAUUGUUCAAUUAUAGGAAAAUAGCAUAUGUAUCUAUCUCCCUUUGUUAGGUAGACAUGAACUGUCCCUGCACGAAGCCUUGCUGUUAGAGGGUACCCAAUAAGGCAAGAAAAAGCAUAGUAACUCGUGCUAUGAGAGCUUAACAUUUUUAUCAGUACAGAAGAAAUCUCUGUAACUUGAUCUUCUGUCUAGUUCUUGUCUUAUAUAGAUAACCAACACUGAAAACUUUGUAGUGACGACUACCAAAGAAAUACAUAGUAAAACAAACUUUUAUAUCCAAAUUAUUGAAGAGCCAGCCAUUGAUGCUGCUACAAGAGUUCCAUGCUCAAGGGCCUUUUAGGAGAGAUUAAGGGGUUUUUAGGUUUAUGAUUUUUAAUUUUUUUUCUUUUGUUUUUUCCUUGAUAAAACAUGCUAGCAUAAAGUUUUGGGGAGCAUUUUCCAGAAUGCUCAGCAGUUGUGAUUAACUGCCAUGCCCAGGUUGCCUCUUGUUAGGCGUUUGAAGGAAUCCUACGUUCGUGAUAAGCAUGGGUGCUGUGUGUGUGUGUGUGUGCCUGUGCACGUGUGCGUGUAUGCAUUCAUGCCUUAACUCGGUUACUGCUCAACUUUAGUGUUUGACUUAGUCUGCACUGUCAUCUAGAUUGUAUUGUACAUCUUGAUCUGAACUUCCUCCUAACAAAAACAAACUUGCAGGCACAACAGGUUAAGAAUACAUUCCUCUGGAAGAGUGUCUGAUCGUAUGGACCUUGAGUCUUCUUUGGACUUUAUUUGGAACUUAGCCUGAAAAGCAAAAGUGGACUGUCAAACAGAAUGUUAACAAGGAAAAGAGGAGAACCAAAUGCUAGCAUGCCUUUUGCCUCUGCAUAUCUGUGCACACUGUAUGUUGUUCAUGAUAGCUUGUCUACAGCUUGACUAGGUUGGAGUUCUGGUAAUAGUGGCAAUCUUGACAUUCUUGGUCGGAGUUUAGAGAAAUGUAAGACUUCCAAUUAAUGUCUUAUUUACUUUAUGUUGAUUAGUCUUUGAUACAUGUGCUGAAUCAGAAACCUAAAUAAAGAUAAUUUUUUAAAAUGUACCGCUUGAACC